AUGGCCUCAUCAACACAGCCUGCGGCAGAAUUGUCGCAUUUGCCCAAGGCAGACGGCUCUGCUGCUUUCUCGUACUCGGGAUACACUGUUACAGCCGCCGUCAACGGCCCCAUUGAAGCACAGCGAAGAGACGAAAACCCAUUCGAGGCUAUCCUGGACGUCAAUGUUCGCCCAGCUGCGGGCGUUGGAGGCACUGCUGAAAGACAGCUCGAAUCCAUUCUGAUGCCUGCUUUACGACAGCUGAUUCCCAUUCGAAACUUCCCACGCUCGCUCAUCCAGAUCACACUGCAAAUCACAGAAACGCCCGAGAAUACAUAUGUUAACGCCAAGUUGACUCAGGCACGUCUGAACUUGCCCAUCAUUCCAGCCCUGCUGCACGCUUCCGUCCUCGGCCUUCUCACUGCCGCUAUUCCACUCAAGGGGAUCGCCACAGCUGUUGCCCUCGCUCUCCCCGCGCAAGGCGGCAAGGACGGCAUCAUUGCCGACCCAGACACGAGACAGGCCGAGACGGCAGAAAGCUUACACGUCUUGGGCUUCACCUCUGACAACGAGCUGCUGCUAGCAGAGAGCGAGGGUUCGUUCACCCAAGAGGAAUGGAACAGCGUUUUGGAUGCCGGCCAGCGCAUCUGCACUCGAAGCGCUUCCCGAGACGGAGACGACGCAGCCAUGGACUACGUUGGUGUCGACUCGCCCAGCGUCAAGGACUUUAUCCGCGCUACCAUGGCGGCCAAGGUUUCCGAAGACUUACAAUGGAAGUGA
Messenger RNA from [Torrubiella] hemipterigena, 759 nucleotides. The record is from the annotation of a GenBank genome assembly. Lineage: Eukaryota; Fungi; Ascomycota; Sordariomycetes; Hypocreales; Clavicipitaceae.